UGAUAAGAGGAGCUCCCGUGAUUGGACUUCACCCUUGCCUGAAAGACGUCACCAAACUAACCCGUUUCCGCCUGGAGAGCGACGCAGCUCGGUAUUGCUUUCGAAUUUGAAUCCUCGUUGCUACCAUUCGCUACUCUUAUCGGCCGUGUCUGUCCAGGCCUGCGGGACCUGCGGGACCUGCGAGGCAAGCGAGGACCCUAUCCUGAUCGUCUCUGAUAGAUGGUAUCUAAGUUACACCCAAUCCUACAUAUACGACAUGUCAUGGGUCACAUGUGCGGCCAGGCGCAGGUUUAAGUCUGACUUGCAUGCCAAAGAUGAUGGCAAACCACCGGGUGGGCGUGGGAUUUAUAUAUCUCCAAUGGAACCCACUGCUCCGUCGUCCAUGUCCAAGGAACCUCACCCAUCCGCUCAGACUGACCGGAAGUGGCCAUGAAGAAACCAUCCGGUGCCGCCCUCAAGCGGCGAUGCACAUCGGUUCACGCCUGGGAGAUUCCCAAACGGUCAAGCCAUAUCGCACCCGAACAUGUCUGGACCAACCGUGAUAUGGACCCGACUCCGGUCGAGGACCAAACAUGGACCAUCUGGAGCAUCAUGGCGUAUUGGGCAACCGAUACCAUCAACCUUGGCACCUGGGAAACUGCCUCGAGUAUCUUGGCCGUGGGCCUGAGUUGGCGCGAAGCCAUUCCGAUCAUGGUGGUCGGCACGUCUUGUGUUGCUGUGCCCAUGGUGCUCAACGGUGCCAUUGGCGCCAAACUCCACGUCCCCUUUUCCGUCAUUGCCACCAGCAGCUUCGGGUACUAUCUUCGGUACUUUUCUAUCGUCAGUCGUUGUAUUCUAGCCAUGUUCUGGCUGGGUAUCCAGGGCGCCAACGGUGCUCAAUGCAUUACUAUUAUGCUCCGCGCUUGGGCGCCAUCCUACAGUGACAUCCCAAACACCCUGCCAGAAUCGGCUGGUCUUCAAUCUGUCGACAUGGUAUCGUACUUUUUGUUCUGGAUCAUUCAGCUUCCACUUCUUUUGAUCCACCCCACCAAACUGCGAUGGAUCUUCAUAGUCAAGCUCAUCGGUGCGCCCAUUGCUGCCAUUGCUACCAUGGGCUGGUGCGUCCACAAGGCCGGCGGUGGUGGCGACAUCUUCGCCCUGAAGCCCACUGCCACCGGAAACGAGUACGCCUGGCUUUGGCUUUCCUGCAUGUCGAGCGUAACUGGGUCAUGGGCCACCCUAGCCGUGAACAUCCCCGAUUUCACCAGAUACGCCCGAUCUGCCAAGGGCCAGUUUAUUCAACUACCCUUUCUUCCCAUCAUCUUCACUGUCUGCGGAAUUCUAGGAAUUGUCACCACGUCGGCCACCAAGGUAUUUACCGGCGAAUACAUGUGGAACCCCCUUGACAUCAUUGCGCUGUGGUUGGAUUACGGCGCGGGUGGAAGAUGCGCGGCUUUCUUCGCAGCUCUCGCCUGGUAUAUCGCCCAGGUUGGCACUAACAUCACAGCGAACAGCAUCAGCGCUGCCAACGACAUGACAGUGCUGUUCCCACGGUGGAUCAACAUCAAGCGCGGAUGCAUGAUAGCCGCCGUCAUCGCCGGCUGGGUCAUGGUCCCCUGGAAAAUCCUCAGUUCUGCUACUACAUUUCUCGCCUUCAUGGGAGGCUAUGCCGUCUUCCUCGCUCCUAUGGCAGGUAUCAUGGCUGCCGAUUACUGGCUCGUAAAGAAGCAGCACAUUGAUAUCCCAGCUCUGUACAAUCCCCAUGGCCGAUACACCUACGUCGGGGGUUGUAACUGGCGGGCUGCGGUUGCCUUCCUUGUCCCGGUGGCUCCUCUGCUUCCCGGCCUGGGCCUCAGUAUCAGCGGCCCGGGGGCCGUACAUAUCAGUGAUGGGGCCAGAAACCUAUACACUUUCGACUGGCUCUUUGGGUUUGUGGUAUCCAUCUUCCUCUACACUGCACUGAGUUGGGUUGCCCCGGCCAAGGAGACGCUUCUCAAUGACACGGUAUGGGAUCUGGAUAGCGCGGCUAUUAACGCACAUCCACGGGGAAGCGACGUGGAAGGCCGUCCAGGAAAUUUCACCCCGACGGAGAAGAUGCCUGAGAAAACAGCUCAGUUGGAUGCCAAACCCUUCUGACCAUACACCGUUGCAUGGGCAAAUCGUAAAGAAUCGCAAUGUUAGUUAACGCACAGAAACUGAAAUGCCAAUUUUAUGUAGAAAGCAUUGGGAUUUAUCAGUUGCUUAAUCCAUAAUGAUCUGAAGG
Pseudomassariella vexata is the source of this 2242-nucleotide messenger RNA. RefSeq names its product NCS1 nucleoside transporter. Gene Ontology annotation, biological process: nucleobase transport; transmembrane transport. The record is from RefSeq and is a predicted model, not a curated record. The coding region runs from base 430 to 2115 and encodes 561 amino acids. The transcript is spliced from 2 exons. NCBI's taxonomy places the organism in Eukaryota, Fungi, Ascomycota, Sordariomycetes, Amphisphaeriales, Pseudomassariaceae. Gene Ontology annotation, molecular function: nucleobase transmembrane transporter activity. Gene Ontology annotation, cellular component: plasma membrane.